Molecule: messenger RNA, 2101 nt
Organism: Kickxella alabastrina
Lineage: Eukaryota; Fungi; Kickxellomycota; Kickxellomycetes; Kickxellales; Kickxellaceae
Exons: 2
Coding region: 485-1993 (502 amino acids)
Biological process (GO): regulation of transcription by RNA polymerase II; chromatin remodeling
Cellular component (GO): SAGA-type complex; nucleus
Molecular function (GO): zinc ion binding; protein binding; chromatin binding
Source: RefSeq, a predicted model, not a curated record
UUUUUGCUUUCUCUGACUUUUUUUAAGAAAAAAAGUUUAUAGUUCAAAUUCGACGUCCGCAUUUGCCCUUUAGCCUCUGGCAGUCGACUUGAAUCACUCUUUCUUACUCUCGCGCUCGCAGACAGCAGACGGAAGUUGAAUUGAGACGAAACUCGUUUGUGUGCGGUGCAUAGCAUUACACGCGUUAUUGUAUUAAUAUACCCAAACAAACAGCUCGCAGGGGGCUCUCACACAGCAGCAAAUUGCUCACUGCGACCUACCCCAGACAUUCACCGUUCGUUUUUCUUUACGCAUUAUUAUAAUUCUGGUUUGCGACCCAUCCCUUAGCCUUGAAAAUUCAAUUCUCGUGGACCCGCUCUGUAUUUGUUAGUUUAUUUUACCCACCACCACCAUCCAGCCUAGCUGUCACACUUCCAAGUGGUUCAGUUAAGGGCAGUUUAAUACUUUACCUUCACCUCAGCCGCUUUUGUUGUACAUAUCAAACAUGACUGAAGGAAACUCAAGGUCAGCGCAAGGCGCAGCGCCUGGCGACGAAGUCGGGCAAAAGUUCCACUGCGACAACUGUCAGGCGAACGUCACAGACAGCGUGCGCAUCAGCUGUAACGAGUGCCCCGAGUUUGAUCUGUGCACGACGUGUUUCUCCAGAGGCAUUGAGUUGGGAUCACACAGGAACAACCACGCAUACCGAGUGGUCACUCGCCACCGAUUCCCCAUAUUCACACAUGACUGGUCAGCCGACGAGGAGCUGCUUCUCAUCGAUGGGUUGCGGCAGUUUGGAAUGGGUAACUGGAAGGAUGCUGCGGAGCACGUAGGCACACGGACCAAGGAGGAGUGCGAGCAGCAUUACAUGGAUGUAUACGUCGCGUCCGACUCGUGGCCGCUUCCGAACAUGAAUUGCCAGUUUGAAAACAAAUUUGCGCGCACAUCAGAAGAGAGGAAGGGAAAGAACUCGACGCCGAGCAAAUACAAGGUGCUUUCAUCACAGCCGAGCAACCACGAAAUUGUCGGCUACAUGCCCGGCCGUCUGGAGUUUGAGACAGAGUACGAGAACGAAGCCGAGCAGGUCAUAAAGGACAUGAUGAUCAACGACGACGACUCGCCCGAGGAGGUCGAGCUGAAGCAGAUUGUGCUGCGGAUAUACAACAACAAGCUCGACCGGCGGCUGUACAGGAAGGGGUUUAUGUUUGACCGUGGUCUUCUGGAGUACCGCAAGAACCAAGCAAUAGAGAAGAAGCGGUCAAAGGAGGAGCGUGACCUGCUCAACAAGAUCAAGGUGUUCGCGCGGAUGCAGACCAAGGAGGAUUUCGAGGCAUUUUCAGAAGGCCUGCUAAACGAGCUCGCAUUGCGACAUCGGAUCUCGCAGCUUCAAGAGUGGCGGCGCAACGGAAUCACCACCCUGGAUGAUGGCGCGCAAUACGAGGCCGAAAAGUCCCAACGGCUGUCGCGCCGGGCCACUACCCUGCGCGAUAGCGCUCAUCUACUAGAGCGCUUGCAAAAGGUUGCGUCGAUGCGCACCGUCCGCGACGCCGGGCCCGCAGAUGUGCACUCUUUGGGAUCACAUAAGCACCCCAUCCGCAAGUCAAUCAACCCGCUGGAUAUCGAGGGCGCCGACGGUAUUGAGCUAUUAUCGGAAAGCGAGAAAGAGGUGUGCGCGCGUCUACGCAUUUUCCCGCGGCCGUACCUUGUUGUCAAAGAGACAUUGCUGACCGAGUACGCGCGCACUGGCCAGCUCAAGCGGCGACAAGCGCGAGACUUGGUAAAGAUUGACGUGAACAAGACAAGCAGACUGUACGAUUUUUUUGUCGAAAGCGGUUGGAUCAAGGUGCCAGGGCGCACCGAUGCUUAUUCGGAGACGAUAAACAGAUCAUCUGGAAACACAGCAUUCAAUGAGUUUGGCAACAACGUCGGCGGGGGCUCGUCUUUAGGGGUAUCAUCCAUGUACCAUCGGGCACCGUCGGCUUUGCUGGACAAUCCUAUCAAGAUGGAGUAUUAGUAAACUGCCGGUCCCAAGCAGAAUGUGGUUUGUCUUUUAAUAUUUUAAUACUCCUGUCAGCUGGAUAACAAACGAUAUUUGCAAAGCAUCGACAUAUUCAUUUAGAGG